UCGAAUCCUAUUGUAAUAACAAAAGACUUCGAUCGGGAUACUUUGAAGUUUGUCGAAGAGCACAAAGCUCAAGUGAAAGAAGGUCCAGCAAAUAUCGUCGAAGUGAAGGCUACGGUAUCGAGUCCGGAUAGAAAAAUGGACCAUUCACUAAACAAAGCCGUCAACUCUGAGUUGGAUCGAGCUAUUCCUCUGGUUUUGAACAGGAUGCAGGGUCCCAUGGGAAAUCUUGAUGACGACGAUCUGAGAAAGGAGCUUGAGCAGGCGUUGGUAGACGAACUUGCCAAAAAUCUUGGCGAGACUAUUGAUCAGAUGGGCACCAGUAGCAUUGACGACGACGAUCUCGGAAAGCUCAUAGAGAGAGAGUUCUCGGUAAUGAAGCAAUACUUUCAGACUCAACCACCAAUGCACAGAGAGCCAUCAAGUAGGAAAACGUCACCACCACGAACGACUACAUCAACUCGUCCGACCACCACAUCAGUCCACAUUACCCCAGAAGCCACCACUGAGUGGUGGAUGACCACAACUCAUCCCACAACUACGAAAACUACAACUCGUCGAACUACUACGGCAGCAAGAACAUGGACAACCCCCUCGUCGACGACAACAUCGACAAGCGCAACGACCCAUCCCACAAAGACAACUCGUCCAACUACAACUAAGCCAUGGUGGAUGUCGACUACACCUCAUACUGCUACCACAACUCGUCCCACUACCACUGAACCGUGGUGGAUGUCGACUACACCUCAUGCUGCUACAACAUCCCGUCCAACAACUGUCAAACCCGAAGCAAUGACUACUCCAUGGUGGAUGUCUACAUCUCCUCCAACGACAAGUACAACUCGUCCUGUAACCACCACAUCACGCCCGACUACCACCCCUCCGUGGUGGAUGGUUACAACUUCUUCUGAGGUGACAACAUCUCGCCCGACAACUACAACUCGGACAGCCCCUUGGUGGAUGUCAACUAGUCCUUCAACCACCAGAACAACUCGUCCAUCAUCUACAACACAAUGGUGGAUGACCACGACUCCUCCUGUUGAUGUGGUAACUCGUCCAACAGCUGCUGCAACUGAGACCUGGACCACUCCGUGGUGGAUGGCCUCUCCUUCGACGACAGUCAGUACAACACAACCUACCACAAGAACUCGUCCAACGACCACCACACCUCGCUCCUCGCCCACUACAUCCCGUGCAACAACCGCUGAAGCUCGUCCGACGACCACCACAGCUCGACCAACGACUACCACACCUACUCCUAUGACAACUACGUCUCAGCCAUCGACCACUGUAACGACCGAAGCAACUCGUCCGCGGGCUACUACCUCCCGUGCAACAACCGCAUCAAUUCGUCCAACACAAACCACCUCAGCAACUAUUAGUCUGGUCCCAGAAUCUUCUGCGACAACGCUUCCUCCUUGGAGACCUACAACAACAACCACACGAUCCGUUGUAUUCUUUACGACAACAUCUGCUCCCGGACGAUGGAGAACAACGGAGGUCACAUUCAGAACGGUUCCUCUACAUGAACAGGUAAGGCGUAGGACUUUCGUACUGGGCAACAUUACAAUCGCUCCAACAAGGACAUUUUAUGAAUCAUUUCAACCUUGUCCGACUGUCAACGACCCAUCCGACACCAACCGGACCGAUGUGCUGUUCUUGUUGGAUUCGUCUAAUGCCUUUAAUCAACAGAAAUUUAUGCAUGCAAUUAAACUCAUCAUCGAAACAGUUUCGCAAUUCCGAAAUAUUGGACCCAAUGGUACUCAGGUCUCUUUGGUGCAGUUCAAUACUGAACCAUAUCUGGAAUUUUCGCUCAGGAAGCAUAAUUGCAAGCAAUGGCUGAUCGACGACAUCGCAGACACAGACUAUAUGCAGGGUGGCAGUAUGCUCGGCAAAGCAGUUGAGAAGGUGUCUCGUUUCGCCUUCACUAAGAAUCGGGGAGAUCGUCCAGAUGCCGAGAACGUCUUAGUCAUAUUGACGGAUGGACAAUCGGACGACCGAAUUCAAGAGCCAGUCGCCAAAAAACAUAACUUGACCGUCCUUGUCAUUGCUACUCUCGAGGCGAAUCCGUACUGGCCAUUUUUGAAGUCUCAACGUUUAGUUGUCUGUUACAGCUUCGGUGCCGAUAGUUCCAACCGUUUCUUCGCCAUCCUCGAUUUCAAUGGACGCUCAGCGCCUGGUUCAAUUGCAGUGUUCACCACUUGGGUUCAAGGUAAGCAGAAGGACGUCAAAAGGCAAAACAAAGUCAGAAAUCAACAAAUAGUACCUACUGUACUUCAGAUCAGCCUAAACGUGCCACCAGGCUAUGAGGGUGUGGCUGUGGUCAAAGGACAAGAGGAUAAAGAAGAAUGCACAAAGCCUAUUUGGUGUGAUUCCAGCUCUGACUCCAUCGAAAGGGCUGAUUUCCAGGUACAACCACCUGGAACCAACUACACGUUGAUCCUGCAUCUCAAACACAGCGUUCCCCUGGUGACUGGUGGGGAUAGAGCGUAUCUUUUGCAAUGCUAUAUCGGGAAACCUUCAGAAGAUCAAGAGCUAACAGCGGAUCUCGGCGUUAUGAAAGGAGAGCUGAUGAUUGCCGAGACGAUCUCAUUGCUGUCAGUACCACCGACAUGCGUCUAUUCGAUUCGAAAAGACUCUGCCGAUGGACCAAUCGUGAAAAAUGCAUACGUCGGCCAAACCGUCUAUCAUCGAUGGGAAUGUGAUGGAGGAGAAGAAGCAAACAACGUCUACGGCAUUCAAAUUCAUGACUGUUUCGCCAGUGACGAUGUUGACAAGAAUUUUCAACGUCAUACAAAAUUCCCAGAUAGCCUUACUGCCUACGCCGAAAGUAAAGCAUUUGCCUUCACGGAAGCGGAUCAGCUCAAGUUUGUUUGCAAGCUCAGUCUGUGCACAAGAGAUGGAGAUGGUUGUGAGGGUGUUACGCCCCCAGUCUGUGGUGGAAAUUCGCCUGAACAGUUGGUCACUCGCAGGAUACGUCAUCAGAAUUCUGCUAUGGAAGGUGCUCUGAGCUCCGCUCUCUCCACUAGAGUAGGCGUAGCGACGAGCAUACCGUCCACACUCAAAGGGCGCCUAACCAACUUGCUUUCAUCUGGAGGCUCAUGGAUAGUUUUAGCUUUACUUGCUAUUAUAGCAACGGUUGGAACCGUAGUACUCUCCCGAUUCGCUCUUUCGUCGCCAUACGCCACCACUACGUGUUCGGAUCCCGAGACGAUGACAUCUCCUCCUACCUCGCCGUUCCCAUCGCUUUUCUCCUCGCCUCCCAUGUCACCCACUCCUCGUGAAAGUGGCCAGUUUUUGAUGAGCUUCCUAAUUUUGUAA
This is a messenger RNA of Haemonchus placei, 3318 nucleotides long. NCBI's taxonomy places the organism in Eukaryota, Metazoa, Nematoda, Chromadorea, Rhabditida, Trichostrongylidae. The record is from the annotation of a GenBank genome assembly.